CCCGUCCCCAUCCCCAUCUCCAACUCCAUGAAAUUGAGUACCCCAUCCUCGCUCGCUACCUCGCCCUGCUGCCCCUACCUCGCCCCAGUCACCCUGCUGGCUGCUGCCCCUACCUCGCCCCUGUCCUUCACGGCGCCGGCGCGGACGCCCUCGUCAAAGUUCCCCGGCGGCAAGGCGUUGACCGGGGAGAAGGACGGGAAGAAUCCGUGCACGCGGAGCACUACCGGCACAGCCCUCGGCACGAGCGCGGCGUCGUCGGUCGCCACCUCCGCGAGCGCGCCGCCGCCACCUCCGCGAGCGCGCUGCUGCCGGCCACCGCCUCCGCCUACGUCGUCGCCCAUCGAAAAGGGAAGGGCCGUCCCGACGAUCCCCUGCUCACCUUGCGUCGUCGGCUGUCGGCAGUGGAAGGGCCUUCGCCUUGCCGUCGGGCUCGCCGACGAUCCCUUCCUCACCUUGCGCCGUCGGGAAGGGACUCGCCCCACUACGAGCUGCUGGGGUCUCGCUCCCGUGGUCCCCGGCACCACUCCUCUUCCCGUUAACUCCCGCUCCUCCCAGGCUCCCUCAAUUUCUACAUCCAGAAACAUCCAUGAAAACAGUACCAGCGAAGGGCAUGUCGUCGUCCCAGACGGACUCGAGGCGGCGGAUGCGGCGGAGGGAGGUGAGCUUGAUGAGGAGGUUGGCGUCCAGUCGACGGGCGUGGCGUACCACCACUGGUCGCCGGUGCUCUCCCAACGUAGCGGGCAGUGGGAUUCCUCCUCCAUGGGCUGCCACCGCUGCUGCUGCUACCAGAGGACAGAGUCCGCCUGCAUGAAUCAAGAGUUUGAGCCAAAUCGAAUCACAGAAAUUGCAAAUUCUGGGCACUACGAAUUAAGAACAGAGAGGGAUUAGGUAUUCUGGAGCGGGAUGUGCUGUGCCAGAUCUGACCAGAAAACUCAGCAGAUGAUCAAAAGAAUGAUGAAGUUGGGCUGCUCAAAUUGUUUGCCAGGAUACUACUUUGGAGUAGCGCAAAUGACAUAUCUGAUGCGUGCAUCUGUUAGUGUUGAAUCGUUGUCUGUUGUUGAUAUUACCACGGAAGAGGAAAAUCUGAAACGGGCUCUGUGCGCUGGCGAGCCUGACGUUUUGUGUUAUGUUGAUCUGGGCAACUCUGAAGAAAAUGAUGCAGAGGUUUGUUGUUGACUAUGCUGAAAAAAUCUGGGCUAGAUGUCUUAUUUAUCCAACGCAAGGCUGGGCAGUGGGUUUCAAGAACUUGUCUCUAAAUGACGAGGGUAUUCUAGUGUUUGAGUGUCAGCAUGUGAUCGAUGAUGAGGUGAGUCAAUUCUCACUGCUUGAGGUGGCUGUGGGAAUUCCUGAACCAGGCUUGGUUGCAAUUAUAUCAGAGACGGGAGCAGCACCUUCCUCGGGGGAGAAUAACGAGCAACAGUUCAUGACAGUGGCGAGCAACAGAGCAUCACCUUCUUGUUCAGGCGAGCGCGUGGAGCAGAGUAGGCGCUGCCGGUUUUGCUUGGUUCCUGCAGCUGAUCCGAGGAGCAGCAGGUCGAGGAGGAGGAGCGGCCCUGCCCCGGCGAGCUGUCAAGGAGGAGACUCAGCGUAGCAGAGGACUCGCAGCGCAGGGAGGACGACAAGGACAAGCUUAGGCACGGCCGAGAUUAGGCCAGCAGCGAGGUGCGCGCGAGCAGCAGGGGAGCAGCGGCGAGGCAUCUGGCCGCCGCAACGAGUCACGGCGCAGGUGCCUCUGGCCGCAGCGGCGAGCUUCUUCUGGCCGCGGCCGCGGCGGCGGACGGCGAGGCAGCUGCGGAGGCGGGGGAGAAAGAAGACCGGAGCAGCGCCGACAUAUGAAGUGGCGGCCGCUCCAUCCAGCAGCGGCGACCUCCUGCGCGUUCGUGAUGGUGACGUCCGCUAGCUCGUGCGUGUGUCCUAGAUGAUGGAGCCCAGACUAUUGUAAAUCAAAGAAGAAAAGAAUCGUUGGCCAACAUUUUGGCAGGAUGUAGAGUAACUGCUAUCUUUCUAUUCUCUGUCCAUAAGGAAGAUGAGUAAGGAGAGAGACUUGUGGGUCUGGUCCACAAGAGAGGACAACAAAGUUUUUCACAGCCGACUAACACCGUUUGACA
Messenger RNA from Lolium perenne, 2108 nucleotides. The record is from RefSeq and is a predicted model, not a curated record. NCBI's taxonomy places the organism in Eukaryota, Viridiplantae, Streptophyta, Magnoliopsida, Poales, Poaceae.